UGACAGCUUGUGUUACUCCAUUGCACAGCUCUUCCCUACCACAAACUUGUUUAGAAUGGUUUAAGGAGUGGAAGACUCUGAGAUUUCGAGAAAUAUUCUCGAAUAAAAGUUGGAGUCAAAUAUCCACAUUUGGGUCUUAAAGGACACACAGUAGCAAGAAAAAAAUGGCAGGACGUGGUAGAGGAAAAUCUACUAUCUCCUUUACCAUGGAGCAGAUGGGUAUUUCUAAAGGAGAGAUUCUACCAACGCCAGUUAUACAGCCAUCUCUAAUAUAUCCUCAGUUGGAUCAUAAGCCUCUACCUAUUCAAUUAACCACCGAAAUGAGUUACCUAGUAGAGUUGAGAAGAGAUUUCACUGAAUAUAUGCGAGAAUCGCCAAAUAAUGUGCAAGCUGCUAUAUUAAAUGAAGAUGUAGAACGAUUUUGCGAAGAUUUUGAAGAUACUAUUACAAGAUAUGAUAAAUCAAAAUAUGAGGCGUAUCAUGACUGGAGCAAAAUGCCAAUGGAAUUAAAAUUAUCGAAAAAACGUAAGUCCUGCCAACGAAAUAAAGAAUCGAACAAGAAGAAGAAGGACACAGAUAUUGCGAAAAAAUUGGCAGAAUUGGAGCAAAAAGAAAGUAUACAACAACCUGUGGAAGAAGAAGAUAAAGAGGAAGGGGAUGACGAGGAAAAUAAUGAAGGAAAGGAAAUGGGAGAGUAUGUAAAAGAUGAGGAAGAAGAUGAGAUGGAUGACGGAACUGAUUACGCAAAUGAAUACUUCGAAAAUGGUGACAAUUACUAUAGCGAAGAUGAUAACGAUGAUGAUCAAUUUUUUGAUGUGUAAAAGCUUUUACUACAUUUCAAAUUUUUUAAAUAUCUCAAUCUUAAAAAUGCAAUCUUUCUGUACUGUAUGGGGAGCUUGAUACAAUUUUUUUGUAAUAGGACAUCAUAAAAUCGAUCAAGCAUGAAAUAAAAAGCAUUGUAUUGUUAAAAUUCCUAGAUGUGUCUUAAUAAUACUGACAAAAUUAUGCCUUUUGAAAAGGACUCUUAAAAUUGAAUUCCAAGAUAAAAAUUAAAUAUUUAACAGUAAGAUUUUGUUUAGUUUGUAUAAAAAUUAUUUUAAAUUCCUAAUAUUUCUUUACAUUCUUUUUGUUCUUUUAUUUUUUUAUUUGCUAGAAUAUCAUCUAAAAAUUAUUUUAACUUUAUUACAACUUCUUAUAAAUUUAAAAAAAUUCUUUGUUGAAUUUGAAAAAGAGAUGUAUGUGUUGAUAAUGUAUAAUAAAGUAAUAAUCAAUGUUGAUAAUGUAUAUAUAAUAAAGUAAUAAAAGUGAAAUCUUUUAAAACUUUUAAGAAUGAUCUUAAAACAGAAAUAGGAAAUAGGACGGAAUUUAUUUCGUAGAUUGGGAAAUCAAAAAAGAUUUCUUAUUUUUUAAGAAAUUUUAUCGGAAAUUUUCCAUGCUAUUUAGGAAAUUAGAUCUCAAUAAAUUCUCAAAUAAAUGCAAACAGAAUUGUGAUAUUUUUUCUUUUUUUAUUAUACAUUAAAAAAGUUAUUUAUUUGCGCUCUUUGUUGGAAAUUGCAUGCUGUUUUUAGUAAUAUAAAUACGUCUUCGAUAUUUAUCGCAAGUCCGAAUGAAAAAUCAAAGAAUUCUCGCUUGUCAAUUUCCGAGUCUAGAUCUUCAUCAUUGUCAUUAUUUUCUUUAUUUGCGUAAAAAAUCAGACGGAAUAUAUAGCAUAUAGAACAGAUAGGUAGUGCUCAUCUUCUUCAUUCUUUUUUCUUUCUUGAUACGUGACUUUGAAUUACUAUUAAUUUAGAAUGAAUUCUGUACUAAUCUUACGAGAAAUUAUUUUCAAUCAAAUAGCUGACACUGUAAUAUUUUAUAGAUAUCGAUUAAAUCACAGAUAAAACUAUUAAAAAUAAACAGUUUUUGCUAUUUUAUUUGAAAGUUUCUAUUUAAAGUCUAAUCAGAUUGAAAAAUACUUUAUCUACAGUACUCUAGUAUUUGUUUUCUUUUUUAUUGUUAGUUAAAAUAGUAAUUUUUAAAUAGUGUUACAAUGAAAAUUGUUUAUUUAGGAUGGUUUUACUUAAGGAAACUUUUGAUCAGUAUUUCAUAAUCUAGAAAAUAUCAGUUUCAAUCAAUUUGAUUGAAAUUACUAAAAAUUAAUUUUGGGACAUAUUUCCCUCAUAGUGCGGUACUUGCGCAUUCUCGAUAAAUUUGAUGUUUUCAGUAUAAUUAUGAUAAUACGUCAUUAUCAUUAUUAUUAUCAUUAUCUUCUAUAUAUUUUUCUUUCUAUAUCUUUGAUUUUUUUAUCAUUAUUUUUAUCACAUAUUUAGCGACACUUUGUGUAUCGUAAAUUUUAAUCGUGUAAAUGUUCUAUGCACUAUGUUACUUUGUGUGAAAAAACGCUGUGCUUCACUAUAGUAAUUAAUUUGCUUGUAAAUAUAGACUAAAUUGGGCCGUGUAAAUUCUUUAAAAUUAUAUUUCUCAAUCUGCGCCGCGAUAUAUGAAAUAAUCGAGCAGCAUUUUCCGAUUCUUAAAACUCUACUGCAAUAUUAUUUUUAAUUAUAUAAUUUUUUUACAUUUCUUACAAUCACUUGCUUAUGACACUGUUUUUACUUUAAACUUCUGGAAAUUCAUAUAAAUAAAAAAUAAAAGCUUUUUUUACUGUGUAUGUUUCUAUUUGAUUUCUUUGAAUAUACUAUGUUUUGUAACGAAAAAAUAUCAAUCUUUGUCACCUAUACAGCACAGAAACUUGCAGAAACGUUGCAACGUUGUAAUAUUGCAUAUUACAAUUGUAAUGUUGCAGAGACAUAUUGCAAAGAUUUAUUUUGCAAUAUUAUAAUAUUUCAGCAAUAUUACAGCAAUGUUUUAAAAUAUUGCAAAGGAUAAUGUUUUAUGCUUCACUUAUGCGUCAUAAAUUUUGGAAAACCUUUUAAAGAAUCAUUAUAUUGUGAGUGAAAAGUCUCAUAAAAAAUUACUCUGUCUUUUCUAUAUUGUGUGGAUUUUUACUUACGAAAAUUAAGACUCUUGCGUCUAUCUUAUAUAUAAGAUUUUAUUAUUUUUUAAAAUAUUUUCUAAAAUUGAAUCCAAAGAUAAAAGUAAGUGAAACAUAUUAUAUUAUGUUUUUACUCCGGACUGCCCAACCGCAAGUUGGCAAAAACGAAAGUGUAUGCGUUUCACAAAACUCAGAUUAAUAGUUACUUUAGUUCUCGGUAAUUAUAGUAUGGUUUGGUAUCAUCUGUAUAUAAAUUUAGUAUUAAUUAAGAAAAGUUUGUAGCGUAUAAUUAAUAUAAUUUAUUCUGUUAAAUAAAAAAUGUUGAAUAAUA
Molecule: messenger RNA, 3302 nt
Organism: Monomorium pharaonis (pharaoh ant)
Lineage: Eukaryota; Metazoa; Arthropoda; Insecta; Hymenoptera; Formicidae
Gene: Polr3G
Product: DNA-directed RNA polymerase III subunit RPC7-like
Exons: 2
Coding region: 165-821 (218 amino acids)
Biological process (GO): transcription by RNA polymerase III
Cellular component (GO): RNA polymerase III complex
Source: RefSeq, a predicted model, not a curated record